This is a messenger RNA of Populus trichocarpa (black cottonwood), 1292 nucleotides long. Its product is annotated as plant UBX domain-containing protein 1. The record is from RefSeq and is a predicted model, not a curated record. The coding region runs from base 284 to 1036 and encodes 250 amino acids. Lineage: Eukaryota; Viridiplantae; Streptophyta; Magnoliopsida; Malpighiales; Salicaceae. Gene Ontology annotation, biological process: protein-containing complex disassembly. The transcript is spliced from 2 exons. Gene Ontology annotation, molecular function: ATPase binding.
CUGUGGAAGAAAUGUACUACUUCUUAUCCGAAAAGGAAAAGGACGAGCCGGGUCCUUUUUAUUCCGCUGCUAUUUCCCAAUCUCCCACACUCAUCACUCUGUAUCUCUCUCGAUCGAAUCCGGAAAUAUUACCCAUUACCCUACUCGUUGUCUCAAGCCAAAUCUGUCGCCCAUCUUUGUUCGGAACAAGCACUUCUCUCUCUCUAUAUAUAGAAAUCCAAGCAGCGAAGCCGCAAUCUGAUUUCAACAGACUGUGUCUGUAUUGGAUUCCCUGAAUGCACUGAUGAUUGUGGAUGGUUCUUCCCCUUUGCAUCUAAAGAGAAGAAGAUUUGCCACUGCUGAUACCAUGGAAGCUGAAGCAGCUAAGGCCAAGUUUGCAGCUGUUAAAGAGAAGUUUGGGCGUGAUAUCCGUGUGUUUGAAACAUCGGGAGUCUCUUCAUCACCGACUCAAGUGUCCAAUGAUGAUGAGAGGGAUGAUUUUUAUGAGUUCACUGCUGAGGAUUAUUAUAGAAUGCUGGCUACAAAGAAGGCCGAUAAAUAUUUAAAGACGAAAAAGAUUCGAGAAGCGGAAGUUGCUGCUCACAGGUCAAGAAUAACCAAGACUACAAUCAGGGUUCGUUUUCCUGAUAAUCAUACAUUGGAGGUGGUAUUUCAUCCAUCUGAAAAGAUUCAGAGCUUAUAUGAUCUUCUCUCUAGAAUGGUUGCUCAACCAGAAGUACCCUUUUAUGUUUACACUACUCCUCCAAAGAAGCAAAUCAAAGACAUGUCACAGGAUUUUUACUCUGCUGGUCUUAUUCCUGGUGCAAUCGUUUAUUUUUCAUAUGAUAUGCCAAAUCAGGUGGAUAAUGAAGCUGUCAAUUCUGGUCCCUUCCUCCAAGAAGAGGUUAUGUCUUUGAAAGGUUUGGAUGUUAUGCCAGAGCCAGUAGAGCCGAUCCAUACCACUCCAGAACCUGUGACAACAGCUCCUCCUCCAGUUCCACAAGAGCCCAAGGCUGCUGGGAAAAAACCUGUCAAGCCAAAGUGGCUUAAAAUGUGAUCCGACAAACUCUUCUAGUCAAGGUUCAGCAUGCGAAUAUAACUCUGUUAGAUAGAAGCAUGCUUAUAAGGUAACUUAUAGGACAUCCUAGGAGGAAGUCUUUCACAAUGAAUUUGUUCGAAAGUUGUAACAGUUCCAGAGGAACGCUCUCCUUUUCUUUUGACAACUCGUAUUUUUAUAGCUUAUUAUUUAUAGUUGUGUGAAUACAAAUCCACUGUAAGAAAAAGGAAGGAAUGGCUUCUUGUUUUGUCUUUAA